Messenger RNA from Rhincodon typus (whale shark), 1337 nucleotides. RefSeq names its product FAS-associated factor 1. Gene Ontology annotation, cellular component: nucleus; endoplasmic reticulum. The transcript has 7 exons. The record is from RefSeq and is a predicted model, not a curated record. NCBI's taxonomy places the organism in Eukaryota, Metazoa, Chordata, Chondrichthyes, Orectolobiformes, Rhincodontidae. Gene Ontology annotation, molecular function: ubiquitin binding; NF-kappaB binding. Bases 126 to 836 code for a protein of 236 amino acids.
AGCUGCUUGCCAUCUACCUCCAUCAUGAUGACAGUGUUCUUACAAAUGUGUUCUGUUCCCAACUGCUGUGUGCUGAAUCUAUUGUCUCCUACCUCAGUCAAAAUUUUAUCACUUGGGCAUGGGACAUGACAAGGGAAUCUAACAGAGCAAGAUUUUUGAGCAUGUGUACGAGACAUUUUGGCAGUGUUGUGGCACAGACCGUUAGAACGUAUAAAACUGAUCAGUUUCCCCUGCUUCUUAUUAUUAUGGGGAAACGAUCAUCCAAUGAAGUUUUGAAUGUGAUUCAAGGUAAUACAACAGUAGAUGAUCUGAUGAUGCGGCUGAUGAAUGCCAUGGAGAUCUUCACAGCGCAACAACAAGAGGAUAUAAGGGAUGAGGAUGAACGUGAAGCAAGAGAAAGGGUGAAACGAGAACAGGAUGAGGCGUACAGAGUUUCUCUGGAAGCAGAUCGAGCUAAGAGGGAAGCACAAGAAAGAGAAAUAGCAGAACAGGUACGCCAAGAGCAGAUUAAAAAAGAACAAGAAGAAGAGCGUGAGGCUAUUCGAUUGUCCCUUGAGCAAUCAUUACCUCCAGAGCCAAGGGAGGAGAGCAUUGAACUUGUCAGCAAGCUACGCAUCAGAACACCACGUGGGGAAUUCUUUGAACGGCGUUUCCUAGCAAGCAACAGGCUGCAAGUUGUCUUUGAUUUUGUGGCUUCCAAAGGCUUCCCAAGGGAUGAAUACAAACUGCUGAGUACCUUCCCUAGAAGAGACGUGACUCAGUUUGAUCCAACUGAAACAUUAAUGGAGGUGAAACUCUAUCCUCAGGAAACACUCUUCCUGGAAGCAAAAGAAUGAAUUCAUCCAUGGGACUCUGACUUCCCAGAUAGUUGAUAAAAGCUCAGCUUAUGUCUGAAAGAUGCAAGAUCCUCCUUUGUUUUGUCCAGCCACAUGCUACAACUAUCUGCCUCUUCCAGAACUCUUAAAUCAACAUCAUCAUUGUAAAAUGCCUGUAUGCUGCCAACCUCUCAAGAAUUGUAGAUGUUUACAAAGAUAUAUAGGAGGAUAGCGAUCUGUGAUGAACACUGACUUCCACCCUUCACACUAUUCUGGCCUAUGUUUAUUCAUCAAUGCACUAUUCAAAGGUGAAGAGAAUUAUCUUAGUUUAGAGUUGGUUUCUUUGUACCCAUUCAACCACAAACCCUGUAUUACAAUUCACCCAGUUUUUUGGAGCAAGUGCUUUGAUUUAAAAUUCUGUAUUUGUUUUAAUUCAAUACAUACUUGAGACUAUGCUCAUAAAUGUGCAUAAUUCCAUGUCUGGAUUUCUACAUAAAGCCUAAUUUAUGAUUUCACAGUAAA